Messenger RNA from Glycine soja, 2846 nucleotides. Its product is annotated as zinc finger protein VAR3, chloroplastic-like. Gene Ontology annotation, molecular function: mRNA binding. The transcript is spliced from 5 exons. NCBI's taxonomy places the organism in Eukaryota, Viridiplantae, Streptophyta, Magnoliopsida, Fabales, Fabaceae. Gene Ontology annotation, cellular component: cytoplasm. The record is from RefSeq and is a predicted model, not a curated record. Bases 86 to 2569 code for a protein of 827 amino acids.
AUGACUAGGAAGUGUUGUAGUUUAGUCCAGAAAAUGAAAUUUCAUUUGCAGUAGUAGUAAGAGGCAUCGUUAGCAGACGACGAAAAUGGGUGGCGUGGCCCCAAGGUUCCUCUUCCUCCUCGCCACUCCCUUCCCUCUUCUCCGCCGCCACCACCACCACCACCACCACCGCAACCUCUUCCUCUUAUCCACCCAUUCCCUCCACCUCUCUUCUUCUCCCUCUCCUCUCCCACUCAAACUCAAAGCCUCCCAAUCCCAAGCUUCCUCAUUCUCCUCCUCCUCCUGGCCCGAGUGGUCCUCAUUCCUCUCCCACAUCUCCUCCGCCGGCUACCUCCCUUCCCUCCCCGACCAAACCUUCACCGCCGCCGCCGAACGGCUCUCCUACUCCUUCCUCCGCGACGCCACCGCCUUCCUGGCCUUCGCCCGCGACCGACCUAACCUUCUCAGGUUGCUUUCUACGAGAGACAUUGCAGCGGUGGUUGAGCACGGCUCCCCCUUUCUCUUCCGCGACGCCGACGACUCCGUCAGGAAGAUGAAGUCCUUUCUCUCCAACGGUGACGCCAAUGUGUUGGACACUGAUAGAGCAAAUACAGUUGAUCUAAUGAAGUUUUUGCUGAGUUAUGCAAGUAACCCAUUUUUCUCUUCAGAAGGCAACAGUCUCAAUAAAAGAGAUCUUGUUGAAUCAUCUGUUAGAAAUCUAUUUGGUGAACUUUUCAAGCUGAAUUAUAGUGCACCUGGACCAAAUGCUUUUGAUUCAGUGCAAAGUCAAAUGGCUGGCAGAUUUGGACAGACAAAGCCUCCUGGACAAAAAAUUGAAAUGAAGAGGGGUGAUUGGCUUUGCCCCAGGUGUAAUUUCAUGAAUUUUGCAAGAAAUAUCAAAUGUCUUGAGUGUGAGGAAGCAAGGCCAAAAAGACAACUGGCUGGAGGUGAAUGGGAAUGUCCUCAGUGUGAUUUCUAUAACUAUGGGAGGAAUAUGACUUGCUUAAGGUGUGAUUGCAAGCGACCUGGACAAAUAUCUCUGGGUGCCACCAAUACCAUGCCAAAUAUGGGGUACGAAAAUGGAAACAAUCCUAAUACUUCAGACAUUGAUGCUAGGUUAGCUGCUAAUGAAGAAAAAGCACAACGUUGGUUUAGCAAGGUUUCUCAACUAGACAGCAGUGCUGAUAUUAACAGUGUCAUGGCAGAUGAAGAUUUUCCUGAAAUAAUGCCAUUGAGGAAAGGAGUGAAUAGAUUUGUCGUGAGCACAAGAAAGACUCCACUGGAGAGGAGGUUGGCUAAUGCUCAAUACAAGAGAAACUUGUCCAAUAAUGACAUUCCCGGGAUUGAGGAUUCUAAAGCUGGGGAGCCAAUCAAAUCCCAUGACAAUCUGGAUGAAAUGCUAAGACGUUCAGGUGGCCUUCCUCAAUUUGACAAUAACAACUUUGUUGAUGAACAAAAUGCCAGUGGAGACAGCCAUCCUUCAUUUGCUAGCAAUACUUCACAUUUUAACAAUGUGAAAGGGAGCUACACUAGUACUGUUCCUCCCAUUCCAUUGUCUGCAGAUGCACUUUCCCAAAAGUCUGAGAACUUGCUAGCAGAGGAGAGCAAAAAGGUGGUAUUAGACGCUGAUGUUGGAUAUGCUAGAUUGGGAGACUGUUCACAACUUUCUAAUAAUUCUACUAGCCAAAAUAUCACAGAGGAGGACAAGGAGAAAGAGCAAGGUGAAAAAUCUGAGAGGUGGUUUAGAAAGGUUGCUGAGCUGAAUGAUUUUCCAGAUAUACCAAGUGCAAUAUCUGAUGAGGAUUUCCCUGAAAUAAUGCCCAUGCGCAAAGGAGAAAAUCGAUUUGUUGUUAGCAAGAAAAAAGAUCGUUCUUUGACUACACCAGCAUAUAAGAGACUUGCGGCCAUGGAACAAUCUGGCAAAACCAACUUUGUCCCCUUUGUUCCCUUUCCCCCUGAUUAUUUUGCCAAAAAGGACAAGCAGCAGGAAGAUGGAACAGAUUCAUCAGUGGCAGAUGCAACUGCUUUGACGGAUAGGGCUGAUGAUGAUACAUCUUUCAUAUCUGAGGUGGUGCAGCAGCCUCCAGAGAUGUCAGUUGAUGCUAGAGCUCAACGUGGACAGAGUCCAAAUCCUUCUGAACAAAGCUCAAAUAACAAUGAUGUUGGUUCUAUGUAUGGGGCAACAACCAGUGGAAAUUCAAGGCAGAGUUUCAAUCAAGAUCAGGUUCCAAAUUUGACUGGGAGUUCAUCCCCGGAACCAGCAUCUGAGACCCAGAGUGGUAGAGCAGAGUGGACAAGAAAGAGUUUGGAGGGGUCAGCUGUGAAGGAACCAGAUCCUUUGGACAUGUCAGAGGAGGCAAAGGCUGAGAGGUGGUUCCGUCGCAUUGCACAGAUUAAGGAUAUUUCUGAGCUCAGUCAAAUUCCAGAUGAAGAUUUUCCUUCAAUAAUGCCUAUGCGCAAAGGGGUGAACAGAUUUGUUGUAAGCAAGAGGAAAACACCAUUGGAAAGGAGAUUGACGUCUCAGCAGUACAGAAGAAAUCUUCCAACCGCGAGCUCAGAUCCAAUUAAAAAAGAAAAUGAAGGUAGCUGAAAGUGGUAGUAUUAUUAAUUUAUUAUCCAUUUGCUUAAUUUUUCAACGUGCAAUUAAAAUGUUGCUGGCAAAUAUAGAAAUGGAUCAAACCUUUUAUUUACACUUGUAACAGAAUUUUGACAUCAAGUAUUUAUCUUUGUCGAGAGACUAGCUUCUGAAAUUUCAGAAAUAAGUGAUGCAUUAAAACCAUUGUUUGUAUACUCAGUUUUUCUAUCCAUAAUGUAGAACUAGAAAUAUUUAAGUUUUAGGAUUGAAGUAAAUGCGUGUUUGGUUGAUA